CUGCGCAUGCGCGUUUUGCACAUGGAGUAAAUUGCUGAUAGUAUUUUACAAAAACAUAAGCCGUUCCGAUUUUGUUUUCUAAUAAGAGGUCUUUUGUGCGCGUUGAUCUACGGUUCAUUUGAAUUUCUGUUCUUCACUACUAGUAGGAGAGUUCAGAGGAGUGAUGGAGGCUCCUCCGGUCACUGUGAUGCCCGUCACGGGUGGAGCCAUUAAUAUGAUGGAGUAUCUCCUGCAAGGCAGUGUCCUGGAUCAGGCUCUGGAGAGCCUCCUACAUCGACUCAGAGGUCUGUGUGAUAACAUGGAGCCUGAGAGCUUUGCUGAUCAUGAGCUGGUGUUUCUGCUGAAGGGUCAGCAGGGCAACCCGUUCAUGCUGCGUGCGCGCCGCUCGCUUCUUCACCCCACUGCCCCUUGGCAUCUGCGCUAUCUAGGUCAGCCUGAGGUGGGCGACAAAAGCCGGCAUGCCCUGGUGCGAAACUGUGUGGAUGUGGCUGCCUCGCACAGCUUACCGGAGUUUCUCAACGAGAUGGGUUUCCGCAUGGACCAUGAGUUCGUGGCCAAGGGUCAGGUGUUCCGGAAGGGUGCGAUGAAGGUGGUAGUGAGCAAACUGUUACGUGUCCUUGCGUCAGGAAACACGGAGAACACAGAGCCGCUGUCUCUGUCGUAUCUUGUGGAGCUGAGCGUACUGGCUCCUGCGGGACAGGACACUGUGUCUGAGGACAUGAGAAGCUUCGCAGAACAGCUGAAACCUCUGCUGCACCUGGAGAAAAUUGACCCUAAAAGACUCAUGUAGUGUGACUUGAUUUCAUUGGUGGCUUUUGCUUGUAUUAUUUUGAUAAUGGGUAUGUUAUGCUAUUGAUUGAUAAACAUUCAAAAACAUUUAUUUUUAGUAACGAAAUAAAAUUCCGUAAUAAGGAAAAAAGUGACAAAUAAACCUCUCAUUUGAUAUUUUUCAGGGGAGAAAUGUAGUGUAUUAAAAACUAAGUAAAUAGUAUGGUUUGAAAAAAACACUACAUUGUUGUAGUUUUUUGUAAAAACAGUUUUGUUUGGUUCAAAUCAAUGACAUGUAUUAAAACAGUAGAGCUACAGCGCCCCCUGAAUGAUGUCAGUUAAACUUGCGCUGGUGUUCAGAAAAGUUGUGUUAAGUCUGUUAAUAAAUUUCCCAUUCUUGUCAUGAA
Carassius auratus (goldfish) is the source of this 1175-nucleotide messenger RNA. RefSeq names its product mediator of RNA polymerase II transcription subunit 18-like. The transcript has 3 exons. The record is from RefSeq and is a predicted model, not a curated record. Gene Ontology annotation, cellular component: core mediator complex; mediator complex. Gene Ontology annotation, molecular function: transcription coregulator activity. Gene Ontology annotation, biological process: regulation of transcription by RNA polymerase II; termination of RNA polymerase II transcription. Bases 164 to 790 code for a protein of 208 amino acids. NCBI's taxonomy places the organism in Eukaryota, Metazoa, Chordata, Actinopteri, Cypriniformes, Cyprinidae.